This is a messenger RNA of Dermacentor albipictus, 815 nucleotides long. RefSeq lists its product as uncharacterized. Gene Ontology annotation, molecular function: chitin binding. Gene Ontology annotation, cellular component: extracellular region. The record is from RefSeq and is a predicted model, not a curated record. Lineage: Eukaryota; Metazoa; Arthropoda; Arachnida; Ixodida; Ixodidae.
AUGCUGAAGCUUCAGCUGCAGAAAAGCAGAAGCUUUUCCUCAACGGAUACCAUUCGCAGCAAUAUCUCUCUCAGUAUGGUGGCACAGCGUGGUGUCGUGUUGUCGCCGGUAGCCCUGGUCACCCUGUCCCUGGUAUCGCUGGGCAGUGCACGGGCGCUCUCGGGGUGCCCGCCCGUGGACUACAAGGACUCCAACGCCACUUAUAUCGCCAACCCGCUCGACUGCUCCUCUUACUUCGUGUGCCAACAGGGACUUCCCGUGCUUAUGCCGUGCCCGGCUGGCCUGCUAUUCAACGACGCUCUCAACGUUUGCGACUACGCUAACAAUGUAAGCUGCGUGCCGCUCUACCCAACAUUACCCACAAAGGCUGCAACACCAGCCGAACCCACCACUAAAAAGAUUGUGGUUGAGGAGAAGGUAGUCAACGAGAAGGUAGUCAAGCAGAAGGUCCCGCCAGCGGCCGAAGGCGAUGCCCCCGUUACCAGCAAGAGCGAUGCUACCAAAGUUGAAGAAGAAGCGCCCCCCUCUGUUGAUGCUGGGACCUUCACGCAGGCAGCCGUCGUGGGCACCGAAGUCAACGACGACGUGAACUUGGUCGGGAAGCCCGUUGAAGGCACCGUGGCCGCGGAACCUGAGCAGAGGGAUGCGGGCAACGUGGCUGGCGGAAAGGACGAUGUCAACGAGGCCGUGUUGUGAACCUAUCGGAGGAACUUCAGAGACUUUGCCUCUUGGUGGAAACAUGCGUGGGACUCGGGAGGAAGAAUUCGUUGGAAUAAUCAAUUCUGCAGACUCAUUCAUUCAGGACUGGAAUCGAU